Molecule: messenger RNA, 1852 nt
Organism: Diospyros lotus (date-plum)
Lineage: Eukaryota; Viridiplantae; Streptophyta; Magnoliopsida; Ericales; Ebenaceae
Product: proline iminopeptidase
Exons: 11
Coding region: 183-1379 (398 amino acids)
Biological process (GO): proteolysis
Cellular component (GO): cytoplasm
Molecular function (GO): aminopeptidase activity
Source: RefSeq, a predicted model, not a curated record
AAGAGCCUCUGCCGCAUGGAUGGAGGUGUAGAAUCACGAAAUGCUCCGACCAGUCGGACAAAAAUGGAAUCAAGAAUAAAGAAAAUUGAAAAAGAAGCGAAUCAAAGCCCAAUUGGGUAACGGAAUAGGAUGCGAUUUCUACAAAUCUGCUUCGGAUUAUCGCCCAAUCGGAGCAUUUGCCCAUGAUUUUAGGGUUAGGGUUUGGAUUUAUUACUCCUCCAGCUACUAAUAAUCUUCGUCCCUCAAGCUUCUUUCCCCCGAUUCCCUUUCACAGCCCACCUCGAUCACAGGGUCGUUACUCUCUCUUCCCAGAGACGGAGCAUUUGGUGUUGCGUGCUCAAAGUCUUGAUCUCAAGAGCGAGCAACAGCCAAGCGCGUCAUCCAUGGAGCCCAAGAAAGAAUUUCCGGAGCUAAAUAGGAACCUUUAUCCGGAUAUAGAACCCUACAGUACUGGCUUUUUGAAGGUUUCAGACCUUCAUACAAUCUAUUGGGAGCAGUCUGGAAAUCCAAAUGGGCAUCCAGCUGUUUUUCUCCAUGGGGGCCCUGGUGGUGGAACAUCCCCUAGUAACCGGAAAUUCUUUGAUCCUGACUUUUACCGGAUCAUCCUAUUUGAUCAGCGAGGUGCAGGUAAGAGCACACCACAUGCUUGCUUGGAGGAAAACACAACAUGGGAUCUUGUUGAAGACAUUGAAAAGCUAAGGGAACACCUGGAAAUUCCAGAAUGGCAGGUGUUUGGUGGAUCAUGGGGAAGCACACUUGCUCUUGCAUACAGCCAAGCUCACCCGGAAAAGGUAACUGGCAUUGUUCUUAGAGGGAUCUUUUUGUUGCGGAAGAAAGAGAUUGAUUGGUUUUAUGAGGGUGGUGCUGCUGCUGUAUGCCCUGAUGCUUGGGAGCCAUUUAGAGAUCUUAUACCAGAAAAUGAAAGGGGAAGUUUUCUCAAUGCCUACUGGAAGAGAUUGAACUCUGAUGACUUGGAGACACAAUAUGCAGCAGCUAGAGCAUGGACCAAGUGGGAAAUGAUGACUGCCCAUCUUCUUCCAAAUGAAGAGAAUAUCAAGAGGGGAGAUGAUGACAAAUUCUCUUUGGCAUUUGCAAGAAUUGAAAAUCAUUACUUCACAAACAAGGGCUUUUUCCCAUCAGAUUCUUUCUUGUUGGAUAAUGUCGAAAAGAUAAGGCAUAUCAAUACCGUAAUUGUACAGGGAAGAUAUGAUAUGUGCUGUCCAAUGAUGUCAGCAUGGGAUCUGCAUAAAGCAUGGCCAGAAGCUGAUUUUAAGGUUGUUCCCGAUGCCGGCCAUUCUGCUAAUGAACCAGGAAUAGCAGCAGAGCUUGUGGCUGCUAAUGAGAAGCUAAAAAACGUUAUCAAGGGAAUUGGCUCGUGAAUUGACUUGGUGUAAGCACUCAUCAGUAGAGGUUGGCGGCAUUGUCUCUACCGCGGCCCAGAUUCUAGCUCUAAUCUUAGGGCAGUUUCCUGUGCUUGUGGCUCAACCAGUGAAGGACAAAAGUGAAUAAUUUGAAAUUUAAAGGAAAGGAAUUUGAGUUCAGCGAACCAGAUUUGAAACUUGAUGUUUGCUCUACUUGCGCCCCCCCCUCCCAAAAAAAAAAAACACAAAAUUGGUACUCAACAUGUCAGUAGCUGGCUGAUGGUUUUAAAUUAUUGUGCUUGAAAGUUUUUAUACAGUGAAUGCCUAUGCUUCAACUUUGAACACUUAUAGUUGUUGAAUUAAAUUGUUGCCUAACUGAGAGCGUGAGGGCUCUCUUUUGGUUAUGUCCUGAAACUCCCACGGAUUACAUAACAUAUGGUCCUUGUCUCUUUUGGUUAUGAACACAGCAACUUGUCUCAUUGUAUUCUUAA